AUGAGUUUCCAUACGCUCCUUCGUGUAUGGGAGGUCCGGGAGGUCUCUGAUGCACCACCCGGGCUUACAUUCACGCCAAAAAUUCUAGCAGGUUUCGCUUCUCGGUUUUUGCCAGAAGAUAGACAGUGUAUCUUUCUUGCUGCUUGUCUUGAUCUUGUUGAGGCCAUGAAAGCCAUUUUGGAAGAUGAUACAGACGAUCUCUGUAAUACCGGGCGGGAACUGGACCUGAAAGGGAUCCCGGAAAGUGACGCCAUUAUAGUUCGUGAACCGAGGAACAUGACUCCGUUAUGGGUUGCCGCAUGUUAUAAUUCUCGGGCAGUUGCCGAGCUCUUACUCGAUUGUGGAGCCUACCCGAUUGAUCAAACGUUUAUUUACUUGACGCCUUUGUCUGCCGCUAUUUAUGGUGGUAAUAGUGAGACCGCGCAGCUUCUUAUUCGAUCGGGGGCCGACAUAAACCGUGGAAUGUACGAUGCUGAACAACAGAAAGAUAAAGAAAACCCUACUCCUCUUUGUCUUGCAGUAGAAAGCAAAAAUGAAAUACUUGUCAGGUGCCUCGUUGAGCGAGGUGUUAUUACAAGACCCGGAGGACCAAUACAAGAGGACCCUUUGGGUAUGGCCGCCUUGCAUGAACAGGAUGCAAUUUUUGAUCUUCUGUUUGAUGUCAGUGACAAUUAUGAUGAAUCAUACUAUUGUUCUCUGUUCUGCUGCGCGGCUCAGGGUGGCAGUGAGCACAUAAUCACACGUCUAUUCGAGAGAGAUGGCAUUACUGCGAAGUGGAAAAUUUCAUGUGCUGAGAAUGCCCUUCACGUACUUUUAUCUUUCGAUCCUGAACGAAAUACACGCAAUGGAGAUGAUGCAGCUCUCAAAAUUCUACUUGAAUUGAAGGGUGUUGAUGUCAACUUCCAGCGUGAUGGAAAGGGUCUUCUUCACAAGUGUAUAUCCGAACACACAACUAUGAGGUGCGGGAUAGAGACUGCAAGGCUGUUGUCUCAACAUGGAGUGGAUCAAAACAUCAAGAACAAGGAUGGGCAAAGUUGCCUUGUUCAAACAGUCGCUAACGAUCUUGACUAUCGUUACGAAUCUCGCCUGGAGAUUGCUAAGGUUCUACUUGAUACAAACGGCCCUCAGGCGGACCUCGAAAGCCAGGAUCACAACGACCGUACCGCAUUGCAUCACGCUGUCAUGUCCAUGCUCAGACCGGGUGAAUACGAGAACAUUGUUCAGCUCCUGCUUGAGAGUGGCGCAAAUCCAAACAGCAGGGACGUUGUAAACAGGACUCCUCUUUCUUACGCAGCCGAGCUAUCACAUUUGGUGUUAAUUCAACUGCUGCUUGCGAGGGAUGCCUCUUUGGAUGACAAGGAUAGCGUUGGACGCACUCCGCUUUCAUAUGCAGUGGGAUAUAACCCUCAAAAGCUGUGGGGGCAUCACGACGAGUACAUGAAAGAGUUUGCAGACAAGUGGCCCCCAAAAGGUUUGGGCGAAGCUGUUGAAAUCCUUCUUUCGAAAGGAGCAGAUCCCAACUCUCGAGAUCAAGAUGGCAUGACACCCCUUCUCCGCGCAGAAAAGAGUCUGCCAGAGGACCAUGAUGUCGUGAAACUACUUCGGGGUUCGGUCAGGAGUUAG
Molecule: messenger RNA, 1623 nt
Organism: Penicillium salamii
Lineage: Eukaryota; Fungi; Ascomycota; Eurotiomycetes; Eurotiales; Aspergillaceae
Source: the annotation of a GenBank genome assembly